Messenger RNA from Coprinopsis cinerea okayama7#130, 1809 nucleotides. Its product is annotated as glucosidase. The transcript has 16 exons. Gene Ontology annotation, biological process: fungal-type cell wall organization; (1->6)-beta-D-glucan biosynthetic process. The coding region runs from base 1 to 1809 and encodes 602 amino acids. The record is from RefSeq and is a predicted model, not a curated record. Gene Ontology annotation, cellular component: plasma membrane; endoplasmic reticulum membrane. Gene Ontology annotation, molecular function: glucosidase activity. Lineage: Eukaryota; Fungi; Basidiomycota; Agaricomycetes; Agaricales; Psathyrellaceae.
AUGUCCUCCCAGGGGUCUCCUAGAAUGGCCCAGUUUCCAUCUGGCGACACUUCCUUCACCCUGCUUCGAGCAUCAAGCUUCGGCAUUCUUCGUCAAGACAGUUGGCAGACCUUGGAUGCAUUGGAUUCCCCGUAUCCCCGCGCUGGCUCUCGCCUCAGUACUUUAUCGGACAAAUUUUCCCUUGCUCCGGACCCCAGACUCUGGGGUUCAGACCUGUCGCCCGACUUGGUCGAAACGGACGAUGCGUUGCACAACCCCGACGCAGAGACUGGUUCCAAAAACGAUCCCAAGGAACUCCUGAUGAACAAGCGCGGUAUAAUCAACUUGGGGUGCCUUCUUUCAAUUUGCAUCGGCAUAUUGUUCCUGUUCAUUGGGUACCCCAUCGUCAUGUACAGCAGACACAGAAAACUAGCGGUGCCAGGCUACAACCUGGGAGGGAUCAACUCCACAGGCCAGAUUCCAUCCCUUGGGAAUUGGGGCCUAAUCGACCUAGACACACCGAAGGAUGCCUAUGUGAUAGAAUCUUAUAAAGACGGACAGCCACUUCAAUUGGUGUUUUCUGAUGAAUUCAACACUGAUGGGCGCUCGUUUUAUCCGGGAGAUGAUCCUUAUUGGGAAGCAGGAGACCUUCACUAUUGGGGGACGAACAACUUGGAAUGGUACGACCCCGAGGCUGUGACGACAGCGAACGGCUCCCUCGUCAUCACAUUCAGCGAGAAAAAUACCCAUAACUUGAAUUAUCAAGGAGGUCUAGUGACAACUUGGAACAAAUUCUGUUUCACUGGAGGCUACAUAGAGGCAGCUGUUCAAUUGCCCGGCGCAAACAACGUUGCGGGCAUGUGGCCUGCAGUGUGGACUAUGGGGAACCUGGGGCGCGCCGGAUAUGGGGCCUCACUGGAAGGAAUGUGGCCCUACACCUAUGAUGCCUGCGACGUCGGAACCGCUCCAAAUCAAACCCACAAUGGCCUUCCCUACGCCGCCACAGUCGAUGGAGACUGGGCAUAUGACUAUGCUCUUUCCUAUCUUCCCGGCCAGAAACUCUCUAGAUGCACCUGCGACGGGGAAGAUCACCCAGGUCCUAAACACCCUGAUGGAACGUACGUCGGACGAGCAGCGCCUGAAAUCGACGUCAUCGAAGCGCAAAUGGGAGGCCAGCCACUGAUGGGUCAGGUCUCGCAGUCAGCUCAGUUUGCGCCGUUUGACCGCUCGUAUCGCUGGAAUAACAACUCCGAAACUAUGCAUAUAGUCGAUCCGAGUCGUUCAGCUUUGAACGGCGUUGCUACGAAUUCGUUGAGGACUGCUAUUCGCUCUUUGGAUUCGAGUACAAACCAGGCACGCUUCGACGACGCUUAUAUCACCUGGGUCUCCGAUGGACGCGUAUCCUGGACUCUGAACGCAGCAGGCGUUGGACCUAACCCUGCAGUGGAAAUAUCCGCGCGGCCGAUCCCUCAGGAACCAAUGUACAUCAUCCUAAACCUCGGGAUGUCCAGAAACUUUGGAGACGUCGAUUUCGCCAACCUCGUGUUCCCUCAGCGGAUGAGAAUCGACUAUAUUCGUGUGUACCAGCCAGUGGAUGCUAUCAAUAUCGGAUGCAAUCCUAAAGACUUUCCGACGACCGAUUACAUCGAACGCGAUGCCUCGCGCAUUUCACCUUCGCUUGCCCUCGUCCUCGUGUAUGACUCUCAAUUCUUACCUCUACGUCUCCUUCCGAACAGGCAUAUGGAAGCGUAUUCUAACCCGAAUCUGACCACCUGGCGAGACGACUAUGGCUUACCAUUCCCCAAAAACUCCUUCAUCGAAUCCUGCUGA